AUGUGGACUGAGCAUCGAAACCCCGAGGGACGUACUUACUGGUUUAACACCGGUACAAGAGAGAGCGUUUGGGAAAAGCCAGAUGAUCUUAAAACACCCUUUGAGCGUGCACUGGGUCAGACAAAAUGGAAAGAGUAUUUUUCUGGUGGUCGAAAAUAUUACUAUAAUACCGACAACAAGGAAUCUAAAUGGGACAUGCCCGAUGAAUUGUUACUUCUCUUGGAGAAAGUUGAAAAAGACAGUGCAGCUAAUCAGCCUGCACCUUCUGCAAUAGCUCCAGCUCAAAUAACCAGUUCAAAUCAAGGAGCUAUGGUCCCAGCCGGAUCAAGUGCAUCUCCGAUAGUGGCGAACCCACAGGCGACUCAGUUGAAUGGAACUGAUGGUGCAUUAAGCUUACACACAGGUGCACUUCCCUUGACUCCUGCCAGUGCUUUGCCUGUACGGCCAAAUCUUCCAGAUGACCCCGUUAUACCUCAUAAUGGAUUUUUGACCGUCGAAGAAGGAGAGAAGGCUUUUAUGCAUCUUCUGAGAAAAGCUGGAGUUGACGCAGAUUGGACUUGGGAUCAAACCAUGAGGACUAUCAUUACCGAUCCUUUGUAUAAAGCACUGAAUACACUCGCCGAGAAAAAAGCUGCCUGGCAGAAGUUCACAGAUGCACUGAAAGCAAAAGACCGUGAAGAGCGAGAAACUCGCUUGUCUAAGCUUCGUCCAGCAAUACGGAACAUGUUGAGAGGCAAUCCUAAUGUAUUCCACUACACGACAUUUGCCACUGCAGAUAAGAUUUUUUCCCAGCAUCCGAUCUGGCAACAAGCUAAGGUUGAGGCUGAGAGAAAGCUGAUUUUUGAAGAAUAUGUCUCGGAGCUGAAACAGCGUGAAGUGCAAGAAACAAGGGCCGCUCGCGCUCGCAGCGUCUCAAAAGUGGUUUCCAUUUUCAAGGAACUGGAUGUGGAUGUUUUGACGCGCUGGAGAAAAGCUCACGAACUUGUUCUUGAAUCAGCUGAGUGGAAAGAAGAUUCAGAGCUCCGAAAACUGCCUACGCUUGACAUUCUCUUGGCUUUUGAGGAUUACAGUCGUGUAAAGGAAAGAGAGUUUGAAGAGCAAAUGAGACGUUCCCAAGUGGAGAAAAUACGAAAGGAGAGGAAAGCAAGAGAAGGCUUCAAAAACCUGUUAGCGGAGCUGGUCGAUCAAGGUAAAAUCAAGGCGAGGACAAAAUGGAAACAGGUCUACCCAUCAUUUGCCAAAGAUGAGCGCUAUCUGAAUAUUCUGGGAAAUCCUGGUUCCAAUCCUCUCGAGCUUUUCUGGGACUUAGUUGAUGGUCUAGAUCAGAAGUUGGACGCCAAAAUCGUAAUCAUAGAAGAAGUCAUGCGAAAAUAUAACUCUGACAUGACGCCGAGGACAGAGGCGGACACCGAGCCAAAGACGCUUGAUACCAGUACAAAGGUUUUUACUGUUGGUCCCGAUACAACGUACAAAGACUUCAAGACCGUCGCUUCCCUUGAAUCGGAUGUACUUCAGAAGUUAACAGAAGCCGACUUCCAAGAGGUAUAUGAUAAUUUACAUCAAUCAGCCCUGAGAAAGCAUGCCGACGAAAAGAGACGCAUGGAGAGGAAACAGCGACAUCUACAGGAUGACUUACGUUAUGCUCUCAAAAAGUUGCCUGAACCACUUGAUAUCACCUUGGCAUAUGAAGCUGCUGUCCCACUUAUUGAACAUCUCCCAGAAUACAAGGCAAUAUCAGAGGAAGAGGGGCGGCGUGCAGCUUUCGCAAAGUUUGUGAAGAGACAAAAGGAGCGUCUGAGAGAGGCUGCUUCGGAGGAUGGUGCAUCUACGACGAGCCGAAAACGUAAGGAUCCACCCCGAAGCGGCAAGGAUGACCGUGAUCGUGAUAGAGGAAGGGACCAUGACAAAGAAGCUCGUGUUAAACACCACCACCGAAGCACAGAAGAUGACAGCUAUGGACAUCCUCGCGACCAUGCAAGGGAACGUGACAGAGACCAUUCUAGCCACUAUGACAAGGAUAAGGAGCGAGAACACCGGUCCAAACAUUACCGUGAUGACAGGGAUGGACGGGACGAAAGAUCGCGUGACAAGCGCAGUUCGCGUUCUGACCAUGCCUAUGCAAGUCGAGACGAAGUACCAGCUGAAACCAUAGAAGUGGUUCGAGAUCAAAGAGACAGAAGUGCUUCAGCGUAUAAAGACGAUUUGCACGAGAAGAGAGACUCGGGUACCUUGUACGACGAUAAGACGCAUGCCGGAAGAGCGGAGAAGCGAGCCAAGUAUCAUCAUGAAGAUGAUAGAGAAGCCAAAUCAAGUCGACCAGAGAAGUCUAUCAGAGAAGAAACUCCCGAGGAAGGAGAGAUAUAG
Serpula lacrymans var. lacrymans S7.9 is the source of this 2364-nucleotide messenger RNA. RefSeq lists its product as uncharacterized. Lineage: Eukaryota; Fungi; Basidiomycota; Agaricomycetes; Boletales; Serpulaceae. Gene Ontology annotation, cellular component: U2-type prespliceosome; U1 snRNP. The transcript has 13 exons. The record is from RefSeq and is a predicted model, not a curated record. Gene Ontology annotation, biological process: mRNA cis splicing, via spliceosome. Gene Ontology annotation, molecular function: protein binding; RNA binding. The coding region runs from base 1 to 2364 and encodes 787 amino acids.